Molecule: messenger RNA, 3678 nt
Organism: Panthera uncia (snow leopard)
Lineage: Eukaryota; Metazoa; Chordata; Mammalia; Carnivora; Felidae
Gene: WDSUB1
Product: WD repeat, sterile alpha motif and U-box domain containing 1
Exons: 11
Coding region: 660-2090 (476 amino acids)
Biological process (GO): protein ubiquitination
Molecular function (GO): ubiquitin-protein transferase activity; protein binding
Source: RefSeq, a predicted model, not a curated record
CCCGCCUCACCUGCAUGUCACGUGGUCCGCGCCGCUCCGAGGGCACCUGAGGGCGGAUUCCGCAGGCCCUGGGUCUUCCAGGUGGAAGUGGCCGCAUCCGUGGACAGGUUUAGCAGCGACAGAGGCAGGUGGGGGAGCAUGGCUGGGGUCAGCCGGCGAAGCCUCCCUACUCGGGGUGUCUGAACCUCUGGUCCUCGGAAUCUGGUUCCUAACGCGCGACAGGGGCCAGCCAGCACCUGGACGGGAGCAGGGCGCGGCCGUGCGACCCGGGCCGGGAGCCGGGCGGGGCCUGCGGGCGUUGCGUGGAAGCCGCAGCUGGGCCGAGUCGAAAGCCGCCUUGCGCCCCGGAAGGCCUGACUCCCCGCCGGUCAGCCGGCAGCCCUCCUUCCUGGGUGGCUCAGUCCGCUAAGGCCUGGCAGGCUCUCAGAUUAGGGCACACUCUUGGUCCCUACGUGCAGGGGGAGUAAAUCGCGGGCUUUAUUUGGGGAGAUUUGGGGCAUAUCCCCGGUUUGCUUUGGAUUAGAUAGGGAUGCGUGUGUUGACAUUGGCGAGUUCACCGGCCGGCUCGGGGAUGGAACCUCUGGAGUGACAGCUGAGCCCUGAGUGGAGACGCCCACACCCGGAGGCAGGAAGCGGACAUUUUACUUCCAAUAAGAAACAUGGUGAAACUAAUCCACACAUUAGCUGAUCAUGGUGAUGAUGUCAACUGCUGUGCAUUCUCCUCUUCCCUCUUGGCCACUUGCUCUUUGGACAAAACAAUUCGCCUGUACUCCCUCAGUGACUUUACUGAACUGCCCCACUCACCAUUGAAGCUUCACACCUAUGCUGUCCACUGCUGCUGUUUCUCCCCUUCAGGACACAUUUUGGCUUCCUGUUCAACAGAUGGUACCACUGUCCUAUGGAAUACUCAAAAUGGAGAGCCUUUGGCAGUGAUGGAACAGCCCAGUGGUAGCCCCGUGAGGGUUUGCCAGUUUUCCCCAGACUCCACUUGUUUGGUGUCAGGAGCAGCUGAUGGAACGGUUGUUUUGUGGAAUGCUCAGUCAUACAAGUUAUAUAGGUGCGGUAGUGUUAAGGAUGGCUCCUUGGUGGCCUGUGCAUUUUCUCCUGAUGGAAACCUCUUUGUCACUGGCUCCUCGUGUGGAGAUUUAACAGUGUGGGAUGAUAAAAUGAGGUGUUUGCAUAGUGAAAAAGCACAUGAUCUUGGAAUUACCUGCUGUGAUUUUUCUUCACAGCCAGUUUCUGAUGGAGAGCAAGGUCUUCAGUAUUUUCGAUUGGCAUCAUGUGGUCAGGAUUGCCAGAUCAAAAUUUGGGUUGUUUCUUUUACCCAUAUCUUAGGUUUUGAAUUAAAAUAUAAAAGUACACUGAGUGGGCACUGUGCUCCUGUUCUGGCUUGUGCUUUUUCUCAUAAUGGGCAGAUGCUAGUCUCGGGAUCAGUGGAUAAAUCUGUCAUAGUGUAUGAUACUAAUACUGAGAAUAUACUUCACACAUUGACUCAGCACACCAGGUAUGUCACAACUUGUGCCUUUGCACCCAAUAUCCUUUUACUUGCUACUGGUUCAAUGGACAAAACAGUGAACAUCUGGCAAUUUGAUCUGGAAACACCUUGCCAAGCAAGGAGCACAGAAGACGAGGCGAAGCAAUUUCCUGAAGACUGGUCAGAGGAUGAUGUUUCAGUGUGGCUUUGUGCCCAAGGUUUAAAUGACCUUGUUGGUAUUUUCAAAAUGAAUAACAUUGAUGGAAGAGAAUUGUUGAAUCUCACCAAAGAAAGUCUGGCUGAUGAUUUGAAAAUUGAAUCUCUAGGGCUGCGGAGUAAAGUGCUGAGAAAAAUUGAAGAGCUCAGGACAGAGGCGAAAACCCUUUCUUCUGGAAUUCCUGAUGAAUUUCUAUGUCCAAUAACUAGGGAGCUUAUGAAAGAUCCUGUCAUUGCAUCAGAUGGCUAUUCAUAUGAAAAGGAAGCAAUGGAAAAUUGGAUCAGCAAAAAGAAACGUACAAGUCCCAUGACAAAUCUUGUUCUUCCUUCAGUGGUACUUACACCAAACAGGACUCUGAAAAUGGCCAUUAGCCGAUGGCUGGAGACACAUCAAAAAUAAAAUAGUUUAUAUUGUAUAUAUUUUUCAGUGAUCUCAUUUGAAUGAUUUCAAGGUAAAUACUAAUCAGAUAUUAAAGCAAAACAGGAGAAAAGUGAAUUUACUUACCCGUAAAAACUUAUUCUUUGAAUUAUAUGGACAAAAUAAUAUAUCUGACCUCCUUUCCUACUAUAAAAGCCUUUUUUGUACGUGAAAGAUAAUCUGUGGAGAAAUAAAGUUUUACUUUGACUUAAAAUUGCAAUACGCAAAAUUGAUUCUUGCUAGAUGUAGGUCAUAUUCUCAUUAAAACCAAACAUCAGAAUAAUCUAGAGUAUAACAUUAAAAUCCUAGUUAAUAGCCAUUAAUUUGAUAACUCUUUGGAAUCCUUCUAGAGAGAAUUUGUAGCAAAAUAACUAGAUUUAUGACUAAACUGGGAAAAUCACCUGGACAUGUUUAAUGAGCAGUUUUAUUGGAUUCUAAAUUUACAAGGUGGCACUGAUUUUUCCCUGCAGUCCAAACCUGUGUACAAGUUAGAUGGAAUCAAUUAUCAUGAAUAUGUCAAGUUGACUUUGUUGAAAUAAAGUACUAAAUUGGCCUCCUUUUAAAGUUCAGAAUCCUUGAAGUUCUCAUAUAUCCUAAGCUAGGGUAACUAUACAUUUUUACACAAUAGGUUGAUAUUUAAUACGACAUCCUGAUAAGCAUUCACAAGAAGAAAACUUCCAGUUCACAAAGCUGAGGUGGUAUUGACUUCACAUACCUUUUGUAAGUUGUUUCCCAGAAUGAAAGCCAUUAGUGGGAAGGCUGGUCAGAACUCAACUGGAACCAAGGCAGGAACCAAGAUUCUGUGCCCCCAAAACCCUCAUUUUAGCUGUUCUAAAAUUCAAAAACUCAGAAAUGAGAGGGGAAGAGUGAUGUAAUUAUGUAUAUAUUCUUUUCCUAUAUUUUAUAAAUUUACAGCUAAUAUGCUACAUGUUUACAGACAUGGAAAGCUUAGCUACCACAAAAAUUUCCCAAUUAUCUUUUAACUGCUUUGUAAAAUUUCUGUCAUCCUAAUGUAUUACUGAAUUUUAUUUCCUUUGUGUCAUAGCUGGGAUUUACAAUCUGUGAUUCUACAAGAGGAUUUUCUUUUUCAUACCACCCAUGCUGCUUACGUUCAAGUGAAGACCAAAAAAAAGUUGGAACAGGCAUUAGGUGCUUUUCUAUUGUAUUCUAUAGAGAAAGUAUGUUAACCUAAUUUUAACAAAAGAUUUUAAUUCCUAGAGUCCACCACUGGGCCAAAUAUUUGUUUUGGUAGACUUAUUUUCCAAAGGAGGCACACUGGUUUUUUACAUAAAAAUUACUAAAAAUUAUUGACGUCAUUGAUAGAAAACACAAUAAAAGACUGGUUAUCUCUUAAAUGUGUUAAAGGUGAUUUUCUUUUCUACAUUUCACCAUCAUGGUUUCCUGUGGCUGAAAACUAAGAUGCCAGUAACUUACUAAAGUGAAGUACUUCUAGUCAUGUACGCAAACCAAAGCCAGACAGCGCCUCCUCCCCGCUCCCACACCAAAAUCCAAACCCAUCCACAGGAAGGGACACCACAAGGCCCCUCGGCUACACUCCCAGGCCCAACUG